This is a messenger RNA of Cuscuta epithymum, 1112 nucleotides long. The record is from the annotation of a GenBank genome assembly. NCBI's taxonomy places the organism in Eukaryota, Viridiplantae, Streptophyta, Magnoliopsida, Solanales, Convolvulaceae.
AUGUACACUAAGCAUUUUUUAUAACAAAAUUCUAUUCUACCCGCGUCUUGCUACUCUGCGGCUCUGCGCUAAAUAUACCCUAACCUACCGGUCUUUUUCUUAUCUCAUGCCCCUCUACUGAGUUUGAGUCACGAACUGAUUGGCGGCACCCCACGAGCGAGAGAAGUGGAUUCAGACGUUCAUUACUGAGAUAUUCUGAAUCUGUGAGUAUAUUUUUCAUCUCAGGCGGCAAUCCACGAGAGAAGUUCAUUGCUGAUUCAACAUUUGUUUUCCAGGCUUCCUAUUAUGAGGAUUCAAGAUUUACAGCGUGAGAUGUUUGAUGUUGUGAAAAUCCACGGCCAUAUUGAAAUUGCAACAGUUCAUGAUGCUCUGCAAGCCCCUCCCCCUUUGAGUUUGGGAAAUUGGGAGACAAUAAGCUAUGAUGAAUUGAAAAAAGAAGACACCCCACUCUCACUCAUUCUCUGGCAUGGACGGAUUUACUACUGGGCUUCUGGGGUGAACAGACCCGACGCACCCUCCAACGCCGCCGCCGCCUCAUCAGCCUUCAACGCACCUGUCAUUGGUAAAUGCAUUGUGGGACUUCUGGGCUUCUGGGCGGCUUACUUAUCGCGCUGAUUUGUGUGGCCAAAAGCAUUUUGGGACUUGUGAAGGAAUUGAUGUAUUUGGUGCAUCAGCCAAACAAAUUGUGGCUGAUCUGAUGUGCUUGAUUGUCCAUUUGUCUCUAAUGUUUCCUGAUUUUAAUUUUUUUUUCUCAGACAUUCCUUCAUUCAAAGGCCUCAUCUUUAUGCUUGAUCACAAGUACGGUUAUUGUAAAUGUGUGAUAAAGAUUUCAUCUUCAGUGUAGCUUUCUGAGAUUUAAAAGCUUCCUGAGUGGGAGGUUUUAUUUGUUUGGGGAAAAGUGGGAUUCAAGAUGAGGGAAAGGUAGGGAUUUUAGCAUGUACUUCGUAAAUGGUUUCUUGUUUGGGUAGAUUUGUGGUGGAGAAGAACAGUUUGAGGGUGACGUCCCCAGUCUCCAUAAGAUGUGUAUGAGUGUGCGAGUUAUAUUUCAUGUAUAAAAAAAACUCCCUAUAGAUGAGCUCAAAAACCUCAAGUAUAUAUUUCAUGUUUCCGAA